Penicillium macrosclerotiorum is the source of this 2376-nucleotide messenger RNA. RefSeq lists its product as uncharacterized. Gene Ontology annotation, molecular function: metalloendopeptidase activity. Gene Ontology annotation, biological process: proteolysis. Lineage: Eukaryota; Fungi; Ascomycota; Eurotiomycetes; Eurotiales; Aspergillaceae. The record is from RefSeq and is a predicted model, not a curated record. The transcript has 2 exons. The coding region runs from base 1 to 2376 and encodes 791 amino acids.
AUGAGGUUCACCUCGAGCGUCCUGCCCUUCAUUGCGGCCGUGUCGGCGUUUUUCCCGCAGAUCCAAGCGCGAUCUCAAGCGCAAGCAGCCAUUCGCCAGGUCACACCUAUUGAGAACGCCAUCAUCCGCACGCCAUCUCACCAAAUCAGUCACCUGGACCAUUUUGACCUCACAUUCGAAUUGCGUCGUCAUGACAAGCGGAUAAAGCUUGAGCUCGAGCCAAACCCUGAUAUUCUCGCCGACGAUGCAUAUGUGCAGUAUGUUGGCACUGACGGACAGUGGCACGGCGAGCCAAUCCACCGACAUGAACAUAAAGUCUUCCGUGGUCGAGCUCUGGUCGGUUCGGGCAAGGGGAGAUGGACUCCGACAGGCUGGGCUCGAAUCACAGUCACCCGCGAUGGUCCAGAACCGCUCUUCGAGGGCGCCUUCAGCAUUGGCGAGAAUAAACACCAUAUCGAGCUGCAGUCCACCUAUUUGGUCAAGAAACGGCCAAUGGACACGGACAUCGAGCACCGUAGCAACGAUUACAUGAUUGUCUAUCGGGACACGGAUAUGCUUCGAUAUGGCCCUACCGAAUUGAAAAGAUCCCUCUCAGACCCGUCAGGCUGCACCGCCCAGCUGCUCGACUACAAUUCCAACCUGACCAAUGCACUCUUCCCCACUAGUUUCGAGCAAGCGGGUAACCGCUGGGGAGUCGCCUCGCUGAAUUCUCUGUUUGGUCUGACCAGGCGCCAAAGUGAUGAUCUAGGCGGAGUGUCAGGCAACACCGCCGGUGUGAACCUGAAAUCAACUAUUGGCGAUACCUCCGGGUGUCCCAAGACCAAGAAGGUGGCGCUGAUCGGCGUGGCCACGGAUUGUGAAAUGACCAGCUAUUUCAAGUCGAAUUCCACGCCCAAGGAUGCAGCCAAGGAUUUUGUCAUUAAUCUGGUCAACACCGCAUCGACCGUCUAUGAAGAUUCUUUCAAUAUUUCGAUUGGCCUGCGGAAUCUCACGGUCAACGAUGUCUCGUGUCCCACCACUGCUACAGCGGCUACCCCGUGGAAUAUUGGCUGUGCGGGCGGCAAUAUUACCUGGCGACUGAAUGAAUUCUCCAAGUGGCGUGCUGACAACGCCGAUAGCAAUGCCUACUGGACCCUCAUGACCGGAUGUCCUACUGGCUCCGAGGUUGGAAUCUCGUGGCUGGGUCGGCUCUGUCACUCUGAUUUGGUCAGCUCUGGCUCUAGCUCCGUGACGGGUGCCAACGUCGUCGUCGGCAACCAAGGCUCAACUUGGCAAAUCUUCGCCCACGAGUCAGGCCAUACCUUUGGGGCUGUCCACGAUUGCGACACAGAGACCUGCAAGGAGAAUCUAGAAGAAUCCUCUCAGUGCUGCCCCCUCACUUCGUCAACUUGCAAUGCCAAUGCCCAAUAUAUCAUGAACCCGUAUGCCGAGUCCACCAUGACGAAUUUCUCCGAGUGUACCGUCGGUAAUAUCUGUUCCGCUAUCGGCCGCAAUAGCAUCAAGUCGACUUGCCUCUCUGAUAACCGGGGCGUCGUGACUAUUAGCGGCAGCACGUGUGGCAACGGUAUCGUAGAGACUGGCGAGGACUGUGACUGUGGCGGCGAACAGGGCUGUGAUGAUAAUGCCUGUUGUGACGCGACGACCUGCAAGUUUAAGAAUAAUGCUGUCUGCGAUGAUUCCAACGACAGUUGUUGCAGCAGUUGCCAGUACACCUCGGCGGGCACCGUAUGCCGCGCAAGCACGAGCGUCUGUGAUAUAGCCGAGACAUGUACUGGCAACUCCAGCACCUGCCCAGACGACCAGUACAAGGAUGAUGGCUCUUCCUGUGGCUCCUCCGGCCAGGGCUUGACUUGCGCCAGCGGCCAAUGCACCAGCCGCGACUAUCAGUGUCGAAGUGUAAUGGGUACCCUGGUCAACAGCAACAACACCUGGGCCUGUGAAAACACCGUCGACCCCUCGUGCAGUCUCGUCUGCGCUGCACCCGCCGGUGUCACCAAAUACCCCGCUGGCACCUGCAUCGGAUUGAACCAGAAUUACCUUGACGGCACACCCUGUGAUUCCGGCGGCAAAUGCUACAGCGGACAGUGCAAGGGCUCAUCCGUCGGGGGCUGGGUCCGAGAUCAUAAGAAGCUCGUUAUCGGCGUCUGUGUCGGCGUUGGCAGUCUCAUCGUGCUGGCUUUGCUGUACUGCCUCAUCAGUCGGUGUCGUAUGGCUAAUGCCAGACGCCGAAUCGCCAAGGCACCUCCACCAGCCAUGGGUCGCUUUGCUGGACCCCCGCGAGGACCGCCUCCAGGACCGCCGCGCGGCCCUCCGAUGGGUUGGUACGGCCAGCCUAAUGCGUAUCCGAAUGUGCCCCCGCCUCCUCGUUAUGCCUGA